GUCUUCCGUUAAAUGUGUGCACGUGUGAUUUGCUUCUCUGCUAGCCUAUAUAAAUACUCACGACAUCACAGUGACCUGAAGACGCUCAAACUGUCAGGCAAUCGGUAAAGAGCUGCGAGGACGGGAAAUUAAAUUGAUCCGAAAACCAGUGUCCAAAAAGAAGCUUGCCAAAAAAUGAACAUCUAUUCCAUUGAAUCAGCGCUCCUUGCUACCAGUUGCGGAAAGUAUGUGUGCAUUGAAGGCAGGCGCAGGCGCAGGAACAGUCAAUCGCAUGAGCUGGUCACAAAAAAUCGACAGACAAGUGACCUUGGAAGCGCAGCUAAAGUCAAGGUGUAUCAUGUUUUGAAUGGCACCAGAAAAUGCAUGGCUUUUUGCUUUGAGGUGAAUAAAAAGUCAGUCUUCCCUGUUAUUACUCACGGGAAAGAGGUCAAAUUCAAGGUUUUACCCACAGAAGAGCCGAUCACGGCAGGAAUCUUUGACCAAACGUUCUUAUUUCAAUGGGAUGAGCGAGACAUUCAUGGAGACUGGAGGAGUUUGAAAUCAGUGGCUGAACCAAGCAAGUACCUGAUUGGUGUAGAAAAUGGCAAAGAAAAGAGCAAAGUGAUCGUCACAACUGAGCGGAGUCCAGUUUUUAAAAUCAGUUACUCAGAUAUGAGAAGAGGGUCCUUUUCUUUGAUGGAUAUUGAGAAAAUGUGA
Molecule: messenger RNA, 696 nt
Organism: Carassius carassius (crucian carp)
Lineage: Eukaryota; Metazoa; Chordata; Actinopteri; Cypriniformes; Cyprinidae
Exons: 5
Coding region: 175-696 (173 amino acids)
Source: RefSeq, a predicted model, not a curated record